This is a messenger RNA of Fimicolochytrium jonesii, 2376 nucleotides long. RefSeq lists its product as uncharacterized. Lineage: Eukaryota; Fungi; Chytridiomycota; Chytridiomycetes; Spizellomycetales; Powellomycetaceae. The coding region runs from base 100 to 1950 and encodes 616 amino acids. The record is from RefSeq and is a predicted model, not a curated record. The transcript is spliced from 3 exons.
GUUCUCUCCCGUCGCAGUAGUAGGUGAGUAUUUUCGUCAAAUCGCGAGUGUUUCUUGAAUGAGGGGCAGCGAUCCUCAGGACUUGGUCUCGGACAAACAAUGCUCAACAUAUCACCUCCCUUCUUUCCCACCGCUGGAAUAGAAGUGUUGCAAACGAGAAACAUGGCGCUCAUCACUGAACUCGGUGUUUCGGACUCGAAUCAGCCUGGACCGUCGGUUGGCGGCUCAUACCGACCGAGCCUAAUGUCGAGCAGCAACGGGACGCUCGCAGAAGGUGGGCCAUCUUACCGCUCGAGCCCCAUUUCCAGCGGCCAGCCUUACAUGGGGGACACGGCAUCGUACAGCAGCAAGCCCAGUCCGCUCCCGCUGACGCCACUGGACAUUCAGCACCGUCAGUUUCCGCAAUUCCACAGCAACGAGAGCUCGCCGGUGUCCUCACCUCGACUGGGAAAGCAGAAUGGGUUUCCUCACUCUAUCACGACAAGUCACACUGAGCACCCGCCUAUGAGCCGCCCAUACCCUUACCAACCGCAGCACCCCUCGCAAUUCAGGUCCGUCUAUCAGCCCGCGUCGCCAAUGGCGUUGCAACAGCACCACCACCUGUACGACGUCAACAGAAGUCACUCGCCGUCUCCUUCGCCGCUGGUGCAGAGUUUCCCGCGUUUACCUUCAUCUCCACGGGCAGGAACCGUUGGUGGGUACUCGCAGCAGCAGCAGCCACAGCAACAGCACAAUAGCAGCCCGAAUUCAGCCUCGUCUAGCGCGAACGGGAAGGUGUCGAUCAAUCAGUUGACGAUGAUGAAUUUGAACGGAUAUUCAGCCAACAGUCCAGCAACACCGACAGGAUCGGUUGGUGAUGAUCUUGGAAGCAACGGCAUGACGCUCUACUCCCAGCAUCAGCCACAGCAGCAUCAACAUCAGCCGCAGCAGGGCUUGCAGUAUGGACAUCAGCAGCAACAUAUGAUGGGAUAUUCGUCGAAUGGACCAAUGCCAUACUCCCCUACACUGCCGGCACCACGAUCUGAAGGGAUGUUGCCUUUUGGAAACAGGAAUCAUCCACCACCUGCGAACCAAAAUGUUGUGCAACUUCCUCCCUUUGCGCACUUUGAUGGCGCUUCUUCCCCCUAUCCUGCCUCCCCACUCCCUCAAGCGCCUCUAUCAUCGUCGUCCUCCCAUCGCUCUCAAGAUCCCCCUACACCGCAAUCACAACACCAGCAGCACUUCCCAUACGGUUCGUCUUUGAAGUCUGAGUACAUGCCUGGACCUGGAAGUGCCGGCCACCUCCACGAACCUCUCCCAUAUGCAUCGGAUGAUUACCCUCAUAGCAGCCCAUCACUGCACAACGGGCCUCCCUCCGCUCCCUACAAGAUGGAACCUCAAUCAGGGCACCCCGAAGGCAACAUCGUGUACGACUAUCCGGGCCACUACGCCAUCGGCGCUCAACCGCAACCCCACUACCGCUUUAGCCCCUACGGCAACCCUUAUGACGAAGGCUCCAGCUACCGCGCCAGCCCCCACAACCCCAACUCCCCCGUCGUCCGUUCCCACCAAGGCCUCCUACAACCCUCCCCACCACCCCGCGACCUCUCCCCCCUCCCCGACGGCAUCCUGCGCUACGAGCCGGCGAUCUUCAAACGCGCCAUGAUUCACCACAUGUGGAGCCUGAAGGAGACCGCGAUCGAGUUCAUCAAAGAGGAAGCGUUGAAGUACGGGUUCAGCGUGCUGGUGCGCACGAGCAAGCCGGACUAUGUGGUUGUGAUUUGCAACUGUGGACGGCGGUUGAAGAGGCUUAAGGGCGAGCGGAAACGCAAUCGGAGGUUCAAGACGGCCAUGACGGGCUGUGAGUGGCGCGUGGUGCUGUUUAGGAGCCCGAAUGGGGAAUGGGAGUUUAGGGCGACGACCAAGAUGGAUCAUAACCACGGGUUGCCAGUCAUCGAUAGCGAUGACUAAGCGAUUCCCAUAAAUUUAUUGCGACAAAGAGAAAGGAGAGCCGGUCUCUCCCCACCUCCCCACCCCUAACACGGCGUUAACAAACAUAAACGGCGUUGACAUUGUUCCUCAACUUCCCCGGAUUUCGGCAUACAUCCCAAAUCCUGCGUAUUACAUACACGCACAGCAUAUUAGUCGCAUGCAACACAUACAUACAUUGUAUCAUUUUCAUCCCGCAAUCGAGUCAUGGCCUCAACAUCAUCCCUCAACAAUAUAGACAGACUUCAAGCGUGUAGCUGCCGGCGUACAUACAAGCUACCCACGAACUCCCCCCACAUAGACAUUUCAUAACCUUUUCUUUUCACCCUCUCCUUGUUUUUGAGUUUUGUACUUUGUGUUUUUGAUAAAUGGCUGGGAUUGAUAUACUGUUCUUUGAUGGGCGUGGGG